Labrus bergylta (ballan wrasse) is the source of this 1826-nucleotide messenger RNA. It is a transcript of the gene slc1a7a, whose product is annotated as solute carrier family 1 member 7a. Gene Ontology annotation, molecular function: L-glutamate transmembrane transporter activity; neutral L-amino acid transmembrane transporter activity; glutamate:sodium symporter activity. Gene Ontology annotation, cellular component: plasma membrane. The record is from RefSeq and is a predicted model, not a curated record. Gene Ontology annotation, biological process: L-glutamate transmembrane transport. Lineage: Eukaryota; Metazoa; Chordata; Actinopteri; Labriformes; Labridae.
AUGGCAGUAGCUCUGGAAGAAGUGUGGGGGAGGGUGAAGAAUGUCUGCAAGCAGAACGGACUGCUCAUCCUGUCUGUGCUGGCCGUGGUUAUCGGCUGCCUGCUGGGCUUCUUUCUCAGAGGGAAGCAUCUCUCCGAGCAGGAGGUGAAGUACUUCCAGUUUCCUGGAGAGCUGCUAAUGAGGAUGUUGAAAAUGCUCAUUCUGCCCCUCGUUGUAUCCAGUUUGAUGUCAGGUCUGGCAGCCCUGGACGCCAAGUGCUCGAGCCGUCUGGGCAUCAUGACCAUCUCUUACUACCUCUGGACCACCUUCGUUGCUGUGGUAGUGGGCAUCGUCAUGGUAUACAUGAUCCACCCGGGCGGAGCCGCUCAGAAGGAGGACUCAGACGAAAGCAAGAAGCCGAUGACGAGCUCUGCUGACGCUCUGCUGGAUCUUAUUCGCAACAUGUUUCCUGCCAACCUGGUUCAGGCCACUUUUCAACAGUAUCGAACCGCAAGAGUCCCUGAGCUCAUCCCCAAACCUACAGUGGCUCAGAUCCUGGAUGAGACCACAACACGGAGACUCUACAUCUACGGUAUACAGGAUGACAAUGGCACGGACAUCCAGAACUUCUCUCUGGAUCUCACGCCGCCACCUGACGUCAUCAUGAAAACAUCACCGGGUACCAGCGAGGGCAUGAAUGUGCUCGGGAUUGUGAUUUUUUCUGCUACUAUGGGAAUAAUGUUGGGAAGAAUGGGUCCCAAUGGAAGUGCUUUGGUCAACUUCUGCCAGAGUGUGAACGAAGCGGUCCUGAAAAUUGUCGCUAUUGUCAUCUGGUAUUUCCCAUUUGGGAUCGUGUUUCUGGUCGCAGGAAAGAUCCUUGAGAUGGAUGACCCUUCAGCGAUGGGCAAGAAGCUGGGUUUUUAUGCCAUUACAGUGGUAAUGGGUUUGGUUCUGCAUGGUCUUUUUAUCCUCCCAGCCAUGUACUUCUUCAUCACUAAAAAAAGCCCCAUUGUUUACAUCAGAGGCAUCCUUCAAGCUCUGCUCAUCUCCCUGGCAACCUCCUCUAGCUCCGCCACUCUGCCUAUCACCUUCAAGUGCCUCCUCGAGAACAAUCACAUCGACAGACGCAUCAUCCGCUUCGUGCUCCCUGUCGGAGCUACCAUCAACAUGGACGGCACAGCGCUCUACGAGGCCGUGGCAGCCAUCUUCAUCGCCCAAGUGAAUAAUUAUGAGCUCGACUUUGGACAGAUCAUCACCAUCAGCAUCACUGCCACUGCAGCCAGCAUCGGUGCAGCAGGAAUCCCGCAGGCUGGACUUGUUACUAUGGUGAUCGUGCUGACCUCCGUGGGUCUGCCUACGGAUGACAUCACGCUCAUCAUUGCUGUUGACUGGGCUUUGGAUCGGUUCAGGACCAUGGUCAACGUGAUGGGUGAUGCUCUGGCUACAGGCAUUAUGGCUCAUAUCUGCAGAAAAGAUUUUGUCAAAGAAGGAGAACAGGUACCUCUGAUCUGUGAAACUAAGCCUAUGAUAAGCAUCCAGCAGAUGAUGACCUACCAGAAUCAGAAAAACGGAUGCUACCAGCCGCCCCCGUCGGGCAGCAAGCAGGACCACCGCGGCCCGGACGUGGCCCGGCUGAUCCAGCUGGAGGAGGGGAUCAGGCCGUUGGAGAAGAAGAAGCACGGUCACACCUCUCACCACAAGAGAGCGCACAGGGACAAGGACCACUGUGCCGUAGAUAUGAACGGGCUGGAGACUAACGUAUAAAAGCAGCCGCCUUGCCAACAGCAAUUGGCAUGUCCACAGCUGCAGAGUUGGCCGGAGAAGAAUAAUAAAUUAAAGAUUGAGGU